CAACAGGUGAGCUGGAGUCCAGCGCUAGAAACGUUAAGAGAGAGCUCGAGACAUCACGGCGGGAUCAACGUUAACCACGGUGAUGAUGAGAGGCCGCUGACAGACAGAUAAACUACACCCAUACAUCUUUUACUUCCGGCUGAAGAAAUCCAAAGGAGUGAGCUGUAAACCUCCUUUUGUUACCUUCCACCAGACAAUCCAGACAUUCCCUUUGCAAUCUGGAUAAGGAUGGGACGUCCCGCAGUGCUUUUGUUUCCUGUGAGAGGAAAACUUCAAUCACCUCAACGCUCCGUCUUCAUUGGUCCGUGCAGCGUUUCAUGAAACCUCUCGAGGUGUCGUCCUAUUGGUUCCUCACUCCACUGUGAAGACCUGUCAGCCAAUCAGCACGCGCCUGGCAGCGUCUCCUCUGCAGCAGAUUUCUACUUGAGUUGGGACAGAGCACAACAACACGGACACACAGAGAGAGAGAGAGAGAGAGAUCGAGGUUCACCACAGCUGAAUCCAGGAUUCUGCACAAGCGGUCUCCAACAUGGAGGUCCCCAGGAGGCCUCAGCCCUCCUCCUUCACACUGGCUCUCCCUAAACCGGCCUCAUCCGCUCUGUCGCCCCUCGGAGCCGCAGAGAAGGUCGCCAACAAAGACCCGAGGAAGGAGAAGCUCCAGGAGAAGAACGACGAUGGAGCCGCAGAGAGAGAUCAGUUUGGAGAGGAGACGUUCAGCACCGAGGAGGAGCUCAAUAUGUCGGCCGAGACCUCCGAACCUGUGAAUACAAAUACCUCCGCCCAGGAAAUAAAUGUAAGACUUUCCUCACUGGAUAGUUUCUCAGAGGAGAGCUCAAUGUCAGAGGAGCGGAUGGCAGCGGAGGCCGAAGAGGCCAGAAAGAAGUGUGAAGAGGAGGAAGCGGCGGCUAAAGAGAGGGCCGCCCAGAGACAGAUGCUGGCCCUCGAGGAGCUGGUCCAGUCCGAGAGGAAUUACCUCCGACUGCUGCAGCUCAGCACUGUGACCAUCAGGAGCAACCUGCAGAAGCUACAGCCUCCUCCAGCCAGCCUGGACAGCAUGUUUCUCUACAUCGAGGAAGUGAUGGACGUGUCCAGUCGACUCCUCAACCUGCUGGACCAGAAGCAGGUUCAGCCUGGAGACCCUCACUUCCUGGAGACACUCUGUGACUCGUUCCUCAGCCUCUCCUCAGACAUCGAGGUGGCCUACAGGGAAUACCUGGCCAACUACACCCAGGUGACGGUGCUGGAGAACAGCUACAAACAGAAGGAGGCGCUCUGGAACGACAUCGUCGGAGUCAUCAAGACCUCUGCGCCCGAAAUAAACGCCACCUCUCUGAGUUUCUUCCUGGUGAUGCCGGUGCAGCGCAUCGCCCGCUACCCGCUCCUCCUGCAGACCAUCCAGAAACACACGGACAGAACCCACCCAGCCUACGCACUUCUGGAGCAGACCGCUCACACCUCCAUCGCCCUGAACUGUCGCAUCAAUGAGUACAAACGCUUCAGAGAAGUUGCUGACAAAUACAAGAAGACAGAAACCCUGACCAUAAAGGACAAGAUCAACCGCCUCAACACCCACAGCAUCGCCAAGAAGACAGCGAGGCUCAGCCAGCACAUCAAACACGAGACUGGGAUAGUACCUAAGCUGGUGGACGAGGAGUUUGACGUUCUGGAAGGUUUCUUCUAUGUUCUUGAGCACGGGAUCCUGGAGCUCCUUGAGAACGUGGAGACGUACCUGUACCACCUUCAGCGGUUCCUGUCCUGCAAAACAGAGGAGUUUGACCUGGACAUGGACGGAGAGAAGGACCCUAUUUGUUACAAGGAGAUCUCGACCGCUCUCAGACAGUGGAUUCUGCCUACAUUUGAGAAGAGGAUGAGGACGUUGAUCCACAAGCCGCUGUGUGCACUCCGUGACCUCCUGGUGGGCCCGAGGAACCUGAUCAGGAAAAGGCUGGACAAGCUGCUCGACUACGAGUUGAUCGAAGCCAAAUCCAACCUGAGCUACGAGGAACAGGAUGUGGCCAACACGUACAGGACAAUCAACACGUUGCUCCUCAAUGAGCUCCCCCAGUUUAAUGGCUUGGCGCUGCAGAUGAUCUGGAGCAUGCUGGGGACGUUCAGCUGUCUGCACAAAGACCUCGCCUCCGACAUGGAGCAGCUCUUCCAGAGCUUCGCCCAGCAGCUUCCUCACAGCUCUCUCAACCGCAGUGCAUUCUGGGAGUGGGCGGAGUGUGCUGUGCUUGAAGGUGCGAGGAGGAUGGAGACUUUGUGUCGAAGUGUGGAGGACACGCUCAACGCUCCCGCCGCCCAGCCUCUGAGUCCAUCGUCUCAGCGCCGUCUGAAGCAGCUGACCGGUAAGCACGGUUCUGGGAAGAUCUACCAGGUGAUGGGGACGGUGGUGGGCAGCCGGGACCUGGACCUGAACCUGGCCAGAGGAGAGCUGGUGGCCAUCAUCAGUGAGGCGGACACCCGCGGAGACAAACGGAGAUGGCUGGUCGAUGCAGGAGGCAGACGAGGGUACGCUCCUUCCUCGAAGCUGAUUCGCUAUCACCAGCCAACAGAUGACCCGCCUCCUUCUCCACACCUGAUGCUGCCUGAGGGCAUGACGGCAAUCAGACGACACUCCUACACCCCAGAGAGCCGGCCACUGACGGUCAUGAGCCAGCCCUGCUUCCAGGUGCUGGCGGCGUAUAACUUCACAGCGAGAGGAAACCACGAAGUUUCUCUCUGGGCCGGCGAGCCAGUUCACGUCCUGGAGCCCCACGACAAACGAGGGAACCCUGAGUGGAGCCUGGUGGAGUCGAGAGGUGGGAAGAGAGGCUACGUGCCCUCCAACUACCUCACGAUCACGCCUAUGGGGGCCGGGCCACCCGGCACGUACUAGCCCCACUGCUAGGAGGGAAGGAAAGGAAGCAUGUAGAGUACGACAGAGGAUUCACCGAUACCGUCUCCAUUAUUGUUUUUCAGUUUUAAGGCUGGAUUGUUUUCGCUUAUCUUCGGACUUGAGCUAGACCCACUUCCUGUGCAGAAGGAAAGUAGAAGUCGUCAAAAUAAUUUAUUAUGUAGCUCAGAAUCACAAAGUGGCCUCGAAUGGCUUUACAGCAUAGAACAGCUUCUAUCCUGAGACUCUUGAUUGAAUGAAGUAAUGUCGUAACUGUUUACAAGUGAGGGCUUAUCGGCCUGCUCUUUUUAGUGUUCGCAGUAAACGCGGAGCGAAAGCGUGGCGCAAAUAGCUGCAAAUAACGGGAUGUGGAAUCUGCUUAAUAUUUGCGUGAAGACAUGUCGUUACUGAAAGUGUUAAAUGGAGGAACAAAUAUUUUAGUAUUGUCUAUCUGUACAGAGACCGGUCAAAACUAAAUGUGUUUAAGUGUCUGUGUAUAAACUAUAGACUGUCUAUGAUAUAAAUAGUAACGGCGCUGCCAUAUUUAUAAAGCCCGGCACUGAUCGAUGCAAGCUGCAUUCAGAUAACAAGCGUUUUAAAAGUUGUCCGCUUGUCGUCUUGUGGACGAAGCUGACGAAGCAUGCGUCAGACUUUUAUCAAGUCGGUAUUAUUAGUUUACGUCGGCAUCCUUUUUAUCUGUUUAUAUAAGUGGAGAAGACAAAACGCUAGAAAGCCACCGAUGAAGUGUAACGCUAGCACGUGUGCGACAGAAGGCCUUCACACAUUUGCACUGUUGUGGCGUUUCGAUGUGGAAAGUUAACCUGUGAAACACUCGUGGGCGAGGAUUACCUUCCAUACGUCGACAGAGCUUUAAGAACGCUCUGCUUCACCGUGGCCAUGAUCCCACAGAGUGCUGAAUACAUAAAUAAAUGUGGAACACUGGAAAGGAGGAAGGAAGCUUACAGCCCUGGUGCUGGUUAGCUAUAUGGUGCUUGCUCAUGAGCACUUUGGACAGAUGCUUGCUCUGCACCUUGAGGCUGAAGGACAAUCUUCAACCAUGGGUGACAGCUGACCUCUGAUAGAAGAGAUAUCCCAUGAUCCUCUGCGGGACAAAAAGGACACUUGAAUUGAAAAGGAUAGCGUGCAUGUUCUCAUUAGUCCGUGUUUUAGCGAGCUAAAAGCAACGUGUGUGUGUGUGUGUGUGUGUGUGUGUGUGUGUGUUUUGAGUCUCCUCCUCACCUGGAGGUAGGAGCAGUAUUGUAUGGAGACUGACAGGUACACAGCGCUCUCAUCAUCUCAGACUGUGUGACGUAAAUGUGAAAUGUCUCCAGGGCCGAGCAGGAGAGAUGAGGUGGGGGGGGUGAAAGAGUCAGAGCGACUAUGGAAAAAGGAUGUGAGAGAAAAGUUCCUCUUCCCUCCUGUCUCUGUAAAGGUGCCGUGUCACCGGUGCACUUUCCUUCUCUCAGCUCCUCGUGCAGUGAGACACUGAAUCGCUCCGUAAGUUUUUUGGGGCUUAGAAAGGUUUUGAUCGAUGGAUCUUAAAUAGUACAGACGAGGACUGAAGCGACUUUCUUCCGUAUUUAAUGGGCGCCUGACGAUGUGCCUCUCCCCGUGGCAUCUCUUCCAGUCUGAAGGACUGUGGAGACAUUUAGCUACAGCAGGAUUUAAGCUGUUUUUGUUGGUUUAGCAAAUGUUUGCCACAAAGUCUACAGAUCUUCAUGACAAGAAGAGACAUUCUGUGCUGAAACAAAGUACCUUUCAAGGAACAUUCUGUUUCUAGACAUUUAACUUUUAAAGUGCAACAUCCCAAGACAAUCAUUUCUCCAUUCGUUUAUUAUGUAUGAUGCAUUUAUUUACAGCUAAAAGAUCCGGAUGUCAGCAGUCUCACCAUGUUGGAUGUAGAAUUAACGCCUCACGGUCGUAUAACACAGUCGAGUUUCAGUUUACAUGCACGUCUGCCCAAAAUCACUUCAUCAUUUUAUCCUUUUAGACAUUUGUAUAAAAUCUAUAAUUAACAUUUCAACUCUUCAGUUCUGGGCAAAAAUGUCUUUUGUGAGUUCAUAGUGAUUUUAAACACUUUUAAGAGAUUCCUUAUAUGUUCAUGAUCGGCAUGCUAAAUAAUGCAGCGACUUUAUUCCAAAACAAAAAUGGAUUAAAUGUGAAGAGCUUAAGCAGCAAAACGGUGUAACCCGACAUAAAAAACACCACGAAGAUCAAAAUAGGCAUCUAAAAAUAUUUAUCUGUUUAGCCACUAAAUCGGUAUUUAAGAUAAAGACGCGGUCAAUUAAUUGUAGUUGCCAGCCGGUGUCAAAAUUAAUAAUAAUUGCCCUGCUUUAAGAGUAGAAUUUGAAUCUCUUUUCAAGGAUGAAGCGACUUUUAAAUGUGUAAAUUUGUAAAUAACCUUUAUUAUCUUAUUCUCCGUCCAACGCAGCGGCGUCUGCUUGACAGUGACUGCAGAAGACGUUUCCUGAAAGUGUGGUGUUUUGCAUAGAUCCAAUGUACAGUGCAGCAUCAGCUAGCAGAGGGAGGGAGCUGCUCAGCUGGAGCUGAGCUGCUCCCAUUCGUCUGAAUGUCAGGACGGAGCAGAGCAGCGGGAGGGACGGGGACAGUGUGUGUGUGUGUGUGUGUGUGUGUGUGUGUGUGUGAGAUGUCACUAAUAUACCAAAAUACCAAAUGUCCUCCAGGGUUAGCACGCGGAAGGACGAGGAAGAAAAUCCCCCGACACGACCACGUUGUACCUGCUUUCACCGCUUCAAAGGCCAGUUUAGGGCGAAAGGAACCAUUAAAUGUUGAUAAAAAAUAACAUUAAACGCUCAGCACCCUCAACACACGUUUAUGAUACUUACACAUUUUGUUUAUCAAGAUAAUUCACUUUUAUGGUUCUUGGAGCGUGAACACAAUCACUAGAAAACACAAGCUAAAGUUAGGCUUUAAAAGAGUGUUCUCGUGAGGACGCUUAGUCGUCUCAUUCAGACACUUUGAAGUAACCGCCUUUUUUAAGACACUUAGAAUUCACCAGAGGGGUAAUAUCUGACGUAUUUGAUAUCGUAGAACAAAAUGUUUGAAUCUCUUUAUCUUGGCUUCACCACAGACCUUAUUUCGGGCACUAACCAAAAACAC
Anarrhichthys ocellatus (wolf-eel) is the source of this 5995-nucleotide messenger RNA. It is a transcript of the gene arhgef37, whose product is annotated as Rho guanine nucleotide exchange factor (GEF) 37. Bases 530 to 2878 code for a protein of 782 amino acids. The transcript has 16 exons. The record is from RefSeq and is a predicted model, not a curated record. Gene Ontology annotation, cellular component: cytoplasm. Lineage: Eukaryota; Metazoa; Chordata; Actinopteri; Perciformes; Anarhichadidae. Gene Ontology annotation, molecular function: protein binding; guanyl-nucleotide exchange factor activity.